AUGUUAUCUCUAAAGGAUACCUAUUGCGAUGAUAUUUAUAGCAACGGCCAAAAGGAUCUUUUGCGGCGGGGCUAUAGAGACGAAAGGGUAAUGAUCCAUCAACCUGCUGGUUCUCUUUCUAAAGUAGCAACGAGAGAAUUCAUCCUGGAAGUGGGAGAACUGCUGAAACUACGUAAAACCCUGACAAGGGUUUAUGUAAAAGGAACGGGCAAACUCUUGUGGGUUGUCUCCGAAGACAUGGCGGUUAAGCUUUCUUACUCUCUUGUGUUAGAUUCUUGA
Lactuca saligna is the source of this 279-nucleotide messenger RNA. Lineage: Eukaryota; Viridiplantae; Streptophyta; Magnoliopsida; Asterales; Asteraceae. The record is from the annotation of a GenBank genome assembly.